CUCAAAGAAAAUGAACGGCACCCUGGACCACCCAGACCAACCAGAUCUAGAUGCUAUCAAGAUGUUUGUGGGCCAGGUUCCCAGGACCUGGUCUGAGAAAGACUUGAGGGAACUCUUCGAACAGUACGGUGCUGUCUAUGAAAUCAACGUCCUACGGGAUAGGAGUCAAAACCCUCCUCAGAGCAAAGGGUGCUGUUUUGUUACAUUUUACACCCGUAAAGCUGCAUUAGAAGCUCAGAAUGCUCUUCACAACAUGAAGGUCCUCCCAGGGAUGCACCACCCCAUACAGAUGAAACCUGCUGACAGUGAGAAGAACAAUGCAGUGGAAGACAGGAAGCUGUUCAUUGGUAUGAUUUCCAAGAAAUGCACUGAAAAUGACAUCCGAGUCAUGUUCUCUUCGUUUGGACAGAUUGAAGAGUGCCGGAUAUUGCGGGGACCUGAUGGCCUAAGUCGAGGUUGUGCAUUUGUGACUUUUACGACAAGAGCCAUGGCACAGACGGCUAUCAAGGCAAUGCACCAAGCACAGACCAUGGAGGGUUGCUCAUCACCCAUGGUGGUAAAAUUUGCAGACACUCAGAAGGACAAAGAACAGAAGAGAAUGGCGCAGCAGCUCCAGCAGCAGAUGCAGCAAAUCAGCGCCGCGUCUGUGUGGGGAAACCUGGCUGGUCUCAAUACUCUUGGACCGCAGUAUUUAGCACUUUAUUUGCAGCUCCUUCAGCAGACUGCCUCCUCUGGGAACCUCAACACCCUGAGCAGCCUCCACCCAAUGGGAGGGCUAAAUGCAAUGCAGUUACAGAAUUUGGCAGCACUAGCUGCUGCAGCCAGUGCAGCUCAGAACACGCCGAGUGGUACCAAUGCUCUUACUACAUCCAGCAGUCCCCUCAGCGUGCUCGCCAGUUCAGCAGGGUCCUCGCCGAGCUCCAGCAGCAGUAACUCUGUCAACCCCAUCGCCUCCCUCGGGGCCCUGCAGACACUAGCUGGGGCAACCGCCGGCCUCAAUGUCAGCUCUCUGGCAGGAAUGGCGGCUUUAAAUGGCGGCCUGGGCAGCAGUGGCCUCUCUAAUGGCACUGGGAGCACAAUGGAGGCCCUGACCCAGGCCUACUCGGGCAUCCAGCAGUACGCCGCCGCCGCACUCCCCACACUGUACAACCAGAACCUGCUGACACAGCAGAGCAUCGGUGCUGCUGGGAGCCAGAAGGAAGGUCCAGAGGGAGCCAACCUGUUCAUCUACCACCUGCCCCAGGAGUUUGGGGAUCAGGACCUGCUGCAGAUGUUUAUGCCCUUUGGGAACGUCGUCUCAGCCAAGGUUUUUAUAGACAAGCAGACGAACCUGAGCAAGUGUUUUGGUUUUGUGAGUUACGACAAUCCUGUUUCGGCUCAAGCCGCCAUCCAGUCCAUGAAUGGCUUUCAGAUUGGCAUGAAGCGACUUAAAGUGCAGCUCAAACGUUCGAAGAAUGACAGCAAGCCCUACUGAGCGUGCUCCCCUCUGAGACUGAAGUGAGAGGGUCUUCUGAUUCCUGCCGUUUGUUCAUCGUUGUGCCUAAAGCAUGUCGAUGUGGCGUCAAGUACAUCGUCCAAAUCCCUGUCUCUUCAGCUUCUCUGAUGCUUGAACUCUCACCUUUGACCUUGUGUUGACCUUUGAUGCUGACGUGUAUUUUUUUUAUUAUGUUUGUUUCUUUCUUUGUUUUUUCUUUCCUUGUUUUUUUUUUGUUGUUGUUGUUCCUUUUGUGCUGCCAAAUUGGUUUUGCUAGAACGACUGCUGAAGGGGAAAUAUUUAAACUUGCAUUUGAAUAUAAAAAAAUCUAUUUUUCUAGAACUUCAUAAGAUAACCACUUGAUUUUGUGAUUCCAAUUCUUUGUAACUGUCUUCAGAGUGGCCCUGCUAGCACGCAGCGCGUGGUGUCUGUUCUCGGUGAGCACGCGGCCAGUCGCUUCUAGGCGUCCUUUCUCCGUGGGCUUAGUUUUACGACAGCUUUGAAGUGAGCGAUGAAAUAAAAGAUGUCACUGAAUGAAACCUGAGGCUCCGAGCACAUUUCGCUGAGAUCCAGUUUGUGGGGCUGGAGGAGACCGCGUGUGUUGGUCUUAUUUUGUCACUUCGAGUUUGGGGCUACAGAAAACAGCUGAGCUCCUGGCCCUUGCGACUGCAGGCUGCAGUUUGGGGCCCAGUUUGUUUUGUGGCUCUUCCCUGUGGGGCGCCUUCGGGCCCCACUUGGCCCCUCCCCCCGGCCUUGCCUGCACUUCCAUGCUUGUCCCCACAGUCUCCACAGCAAAAUGUGAUGCUGCUUCCUUUUUUUUUAACUAUUGGUUCGUUUUGUUUUGUUUUUGUGUUGAGUUUUUUGUUCCCCCUCCUUGCCUACUAAGAUUAUGCCCAGAAAAUCCCAAGUUCUGCAUGUGUCCUGCUGUUCCUUCACACCUUCCUAUCUAUCACCGGCACCUCUCUGUUUUCUAUAGUUUGUGCAAAAACUGGCCCAUUUAAAGGGUUUCAAAGAAGCUGUUUUAAAUUGUAGGGUUGAUUUUUUUUUUUUCUUUCCAAGAUUGUAUUAUUUUAUUUUGAAGUGGCAACUUUCUCCUCCGUUGCCCAUAGAGCGUUUGCCUGUGCACUUAGACUGUCACCCCGUGUGACCUCGGUGGGCCUCCAGGAGGCUGGCUGCUCCGCUUAGAGAGGGCUGCGAGGGGCACAGAGAGGAGCCCCGAAGGUGGCUACGGGUGGGCAAGAGGCUUAGCACAUUAGGGGUCUGAGCGCCUCUUGGCCUGGAGGAAGGAGGAUGCUCCUGACCACUCGUAGGAGGCCAUCUGAGCACCGAGUGGCGAUAUACCUGCUGGCGCUGUUUCCUCAGUGACAAGCACAAUACUACAGUCUUCACACUGUUUACAGCCCUGGGCACCAACCGCCCCACAUUGGCUCUUCACCACAGCUCUGCUGGGGGCGGGGGGCCGAGGGCAGGGAUUUGGUCUCUAAAUUGAGUGAAGACCAAAUAGCUGCUGUCCCUGGGUGCCAGGCAAGCCGGUCUCUUGGUUCCCUGCGGGGGCUUGCCCUCCUGUCUCGUGGCACCAUCUGGCCUCAAGGGCUGAGGAACGUGAGUAAGAAUGUGAAGGGCAGGCAGGCGAGGCCCCGGCGGGCCUGUGGAGGUGAGCGGUUGAGAGGGAAGAUAGGGUUCAUGGUAGGUCCCACCCAGACCGCGGCUCCGGCUGGGAGAGUUGUUAGUCGGAUGCCCUGAUUGUCCAGGGAGGACAAGGAGGUGGGAGAAGGCAGAACACUGUUGAGCACCCUCUGUGCUAGGGUUGGCGAGGGCAGGGGCCCAGCAGAACUUCUGCCCUGGCACCCAGCAGGGUUCUAGGCUGAUGCCGGAGCCCCCUCUUACUUAGGAGCAAGGGACAUCCCUGGGGGUCCUGGGUAUGGUAGGCUGCUCAGUGUCUGGAGAUGGGGGUGGGAUGGAGAGAAAGAGGCCAGCAGCCCAGCCCGAGCAAGACUGCUGCGCACCCACAGUCUGAUUGCACAGAGCCGCCUCUGUUGGCAGAAGGCCCCGAGGCCCCUGCGUGUGUAUUGGAAGAAUCCGUGUUUGCCAAUAUCUUUUGCUUUCAAUUCCAAGAGGAGCUCUGGGAAAACCUGUGGAUAAAACCAAAUGCCAAACGUUGGACACUGUUCCUUUUCCUUUUCACUCUGAUUGUUUUAACUGUUCUGUGGUGGUUUUAAUGGAUUUGAGACCCUGGAGCGGCAGCUGCCUUUCUGAUUUCCAGCUGCUUUUUGUGAAUAAUUUAAAAAGAAAAAAAAACUUUACAUUUUGAAGACAAACCUGUGUGAGUUUUUUAUUGGUACAAACGUUGUAUUUAACACUAGGGGUUUUGUACAGUUUUUUGCCUUUUCUACUAGAAAACAAUGUAAAGUGAUUUCACAAUGUGAAGAGAAAAAUAAAUUGCCACUAUGACCAAACGCAGUCUGUUCUGCAGCAGCAGCAACGGGAGUCCAUCCACUCAGAGUCGUGAUGCAGCCGUACAGAUGCUUUCCCUCCUUUGAGCUUUCCCUUCCUCCCCUGUUUUGAUUUGCAAAAGAAAAUGUCUUUUUUGUGUGAACUUGUGUUGUACUCUGUAGAAAAUUAUGGAUUUUACUUUUAAUGGUUUAAAAAAGAAAAAAAAAAAGAAGAGCGCUUGUUGCUCUUCUGACUUGAUCACAGAGUGUGUGUAGUGGAUUAAAAAAUGUUACGCGUUUGGAGCAAGGGGGUAUGUGUUUCCAAGGAAUCGCCUUCCUUUUUGUGUGUUUUUCCUUCUGUCCCAAUGGGGAACCUAAAUCUGUUUUAAUUGCACAGACACACGGACAAAAAGUCAUUUUGUAUCUGCCAAGUGUGGACCUUUCUUUGUUUAUUUGCUAUUAAACUGUUUGAGAAGAACCGA
Molecule: messenger RNA, 4388 nt
Organism: Echinops telfairi (small Madagascar hedgehog)
Lineage: Eukaryota; Metazoa; Chordata; Mammalia; Afrosoricida; Tenrecidae
Gene: CELF1
Product: CUGBP Elav-like family member 1
Exons: 13
Coding region: 11-1474 (487 amino acids)
Biological process (GO): mRNA splice site recognition; regulation of alternative mRNA splicing, via spliceosome
Cellular component (GO): nucleus; cytoplasm; ribonucleoprotein complex
Molecular function (GO): mRNA 3'-UTR binding
Source: RefSeq, a predicted model, not a curated record